AUGCAAAUCGAUAUUGAAAUUCAAAAUCAACCAGCCUGCACAUCUUAUACAUCAGAAGUAGAAUUUGAUGAAGAAACGUCUAUUGAUAAUCAAGAACAAACUGUAGAACGAGCCGAACGGGUUGAUGUUGCGACUAAUAGAUCCACUAAACCAAAACAUCGAGUUUCAAAGACAAACAGUAUAACUGAAAUUCUACCAAAUCCUAGCGAACCGAUUACAUUUGAAAAUGAUCCAUCCCCGAUCAUUGAAUAUGCUGCUGAGCCUAUAUUGCCACUUUCUUUAGCAUGUGCUCCACUCCUUGAUAUUCUUUAUAAUUUGGCGUUUUAUGUUCAGUUGGCACUAGAUGAAACGCCCGCUAAUCCACCAAAUGGUUUAACAGUUCAUGAAAGUGCUGCAAUUCGUCUGUAUACUCUCGAAUGGGAAGCACCACAUAAAAGUCUCUAUUCAAUGCUCAAUUACACUCUUAAAAGCAGCAAUCGUGAAGAACUUCGACCUUAUUUCAAGUAUAUGAAAUUAUU
Rotaria sp. Silwood1 is the source of this 518-nucleotide messenger RNA. The record is from the annotation of a GenBank genome assembly. NCBI's taxonomy places the organism in Eukaryota, Metazoa, Rotifera, Eurotatoria, Philodinida, Philodinidae.